GUGUUCUUUGUGUUUGUCACUGCAGGGACUGAAGCCUUUCUGCUCUCGGUGAUGGCCUAUGACCGCUAUGCCGCCAUCUGCCACCCUCUGCUCUAUGGCCAGGUGAUGAGCAGCCAGCUCUGUGUGAGGCUGGUGUUGAUCGCAUGGGGCCUGGCCUUUCUCAAUGCAUUUGUCAUUGUGCUCUUGGCUAUUAACCUGGACUUCUGUGAGGCCCAAACCAUACACCACUACACCUGUGAGCUGCCCUCCCUCUUCCCUCUGUCUUGCUCUGAUAUUUCCAUCAAUAUUGACAUCUUGAUCUGCUCCACCUUACUGCAUGGGCUGGGAACCUUCCUCCCAAUCUUCUUCUCCUAUAUCCGUAUUGUCUCCACCAUCCUGAGCAUCAGCUCCACCUCAGGCAGAAGCAGGGCCUUCUCCACCUGCUCCUCCCACCUCAUAGCAGUGAUCCUGUUCUUUGGCUCAGGUUUGAUUACCUAUCUUAUGCCUACCUCGGGUUCCUCCCUGGAUUUGCUCUCCUCCUUGCAGUACAGUGCAGUCACACCCUUAGUGAAUCCCCUCAUUUACAGUCUAAAGAACAAAGAGGUGAAGGCAGCUGUGAGACGAACAGUAGGGAAAUACCUACACUAUUGUAGGUAG
Molecule: messenger RNA, 636 nt
Organism: Suricata suricatta (meerkat)
Lineage: Eukaryota; Metazoa; Chordata; Mammalia; Carnivora; Herpestidae
Product: olfactory receptor 8S1-like
Exons: 1
Biological process (GO): G protein-coupled receptor signaling pathway
Cellular component (GO): membrane
Molecular function (GO): G protein-coupled receptor activity; olfactory receptor activity
Source: RefSeq, a predicted model, not a curated record